CUGCGUUAUCGCAGCGGAGGUCCGGUCGACCUCGGCUACGGGCUCGGGACCGCGCCGCCGCUCAUCCUGCGGCGCGGCGACCGCCUGGACCUGAUGGUCGGCACCGACAUCUGGACGAUGGGCGGCCGGGACGACCGCGGGCUGCCGUGCUACGGACCGCCCGCCAACGCCGCGAUCGACGAGAACCUGGGAUGGUCGUCGGUGGAGCGGCGCGGGCAGCGGCGGGUGGCCGCGCUCAGGACCGCGGACGACGGCACGCCGCUGGAGUUGUGGUCGUUCGCCAGCGGCGACCUGCGCCGCUAUCGCGUGUCGUACGACGCAGCCUGGACCUUCCGGCCGGCCGGGAGCGCAUCGUUUCCCGCGCCCGAGGCCAGCAAGGGACUCGGCACGGUGCAGCUUCUUUCCGAGGGCGGCAGCACGACGGCUCCGCAUCUGCUCCUCGGAGACAACGACUGGAGGCAGACGCAACCCGUGCCCGCGCAGUGGAACCCGGACCUGCCGUUCCCGGAGGACCUGCGCGUCCGCUAUCUCGACGGCGUCUGGAGGGGACGAGACGUGACGGGCCGGGUCUACGUUGCCCGCAACGAGGGCGGGCCUGAUCCGCGCUACCAUCGACUGCAGACGGUCCACGCCGGCGACCCGGCAUCGCCCGUGCUCGUGGACGGCCGCGCGUCCCCGCUGCUGGUACGACCCUUCGCCGACGGGGAAACGCAUCUGUUCGUGGCCGACUUCCGCGGCGGUCUGUACGACUACCUGCUCGACGCGGCGGCGGUGGCAGCACAGGGGCCGCAUCGGCGCGUACGACCUGACCGCAACGGGUACCCGGAUCUGCUCUGCACGAUGGAGGACGGCUACCUCUACGUGGCCGUCAACGACGGCGUCGCGUUCGCCCAGCCGGUCCGGCUGCGGCAGGAGCGCGACGUCAUCAAGGCCGGCGUCCUGGCCGUCCCCACACCGGUGCGCUCGUCGACGGGCCGCCUGGACCUGUACUGCGGCAACGCCAGCGGCGAGAUCCUCCACCUCCGCGACACCGCCACGGACGGCGCUCCGGAAUUCGCACCGCCGACCGUCAUCACGGCCGGCGGCAAGCCGUUUCGGCUCGUGGCCGGUCCCUCAGGCUCGGUGCAGGGGCCGGAGGAGCUGACCUGGGGGUACGUGGGCCCGACGGCGGCCGAGUGGUCGCAGCCGGGGGUGCCGGAUCUGAUCCUGGGCUGCAUCACCGGCCAGUACUGGCUGCUUCCGGGGAAGCGAGGCGAGGCCGGGCUGCAGUGGCGUGAACCGGUGGCGAUGACCUGCGAGGGCCGACCGUUCGUGGGCACGUGGCGCGUGCGUCCCAGCGUGGCCGACUGGAACGGCGACGGAGCGCCGGAGCUGCUCACCCUGGACGAGCAUGGGCGGUCCGCCCGCUCGGCCGGGUGCCCGCCGAGUCCGGCGACCCGCUGUACAUCGGCGGUCCCAACCGCGUUCCCGGAGUUCACCUUCAUCGGCCGUUCGAAGCUGUUCGCGUACGACUGGGACGGCGACGGACUCCUGGAGCUGCUGAUCGGCACGCACUGCAAGCUCCUCCCCACCCACCGCGAGCUCUACCGGCUCACGCAGGAAGCGAACAUCGGCGCCGGCGUGGUCCUGAUCGACAACACCGGCACCCCCGAAGCGCCGGUGUGGGGACCGGCCUCGGCGGUGGUCGACAAGACGGGCGCCCGCUGCUGUUCGGAUGCCACAGUUUGCGCGCCGAUCGUCGUCGACUGGAACGGCUCCCCGACCAUGAUCGUCGGGGACCGAGGACGGCUUCCUGCACCGCUACGACAUGGCCGAGCUGGGUCUGUCCCGCGACAUCGUACCGCCGCUUGA
This is a messenger RNA of Geodia barretti, 1851 nucleotides long. The record is from the annotation of a GenBank genome assembly. Lineage: Eukaryota; Metazoa; Porifera; Demospongiae; Tetractinellida; Geodiidae.